AUGCGUAAAAAUCAAAAGCGUGCCGUGAAUUACAGCUGAGACAGCUAUGCUGACUGUUAGUUUAGCGCCAUGAGAGUCAAUCUUUAGUAAAGAGAAAGCGAGGACAGGACCAUCAAGAGUGCGGGCGCCCACAUCCUGUCAUCUACACCCUAAGCUUAGCUCCAGACCCACAGAGUCGAACAUUCCUCCACAAUGGCGCUUUCCUCCAGGCUAAAAUACGUGUCUCUGGGGGUUCUGGUGCUGCAAACCACCCUGCUGGUUCUCACCAUGCGCUACUCCCGUACCCUGAAGGAGAACGGUCCUCGCUACCUCGCCUCCUCUGCCGUAGUGUCAGCUGAAGUGCUCAAGAUUUUUAUGUGCACUCUCCUCAUCUUCAGUGAGAACAAUUUUAGCUUGACGGCAAUGUACGAGCUGCUGAACAAGGAGAUUCUGAACAAGCCCGUGGAGCUCGUGAAGCUGGCCGUUCCUGCAGGGAUCUACACUCUGCAGAACAAUCUGCUCUAUGUUGCCCUGUCCAACCUGGACGCAGCCACCUAUCAGGUCACGUACCAGUUGAAGAUCCUCACCACAGCUUUGUUCUCUGUCUCCAUGCUCGGGAAAAAGUUAGGCAGCUACCAGUGGCUCUCCCUGCUCUUCCUCAUGGCCGGGGUCACUCUGGUGCAGUUGCCCGUCGAGUCUCUGGGUGACUCUGAACAGAAUGUAAUGUCUGCAAGCUCCCAGUUUGUGGGCCUGAUCGCUGUGCUGAUGGCCUGUGUGUCCAGUGGUUUUGCUGGAGUUUACUUUGAGAAGAUCCUCAAAGAGACAAGCCAGAGUCUGUGGCUUCGUAAUAUACAGCUGGGUUUGUUCAGCUUUGUGUUUGGCUUGACAGGCAUGGUGGUGUAUGAUGGCGAAAGCUUGAAGCAGGAGGGGAUUUUCCAGGGAUACAACACUAUUACCUGCAUAGUUGUCGUCUUACAGGCUCUCGGCGGGCUGAUCGUGGCUGUAGUCAUUAAAUAUGCUGACAACAUCCUCAAAGGAUUUGCCACCUCUCUAUCAAUCAUGGUGUCUACACUCAUGUCGUAUUUCCUGUUGAAGGACUUUAAUCCCACAAGCGUAUUUUUUCUAGGUGCAGUGCUGGUUAUUGCUGCCACAUUUCUUUACGGCUAUGAGCAGAAACCUGCCAGCAGCAGCACCAACAAAGUGUAAUCAGAGACUUGCGUGAAUUGUGGCUCUACGAACUGUGACCAGGAAUUUGCCACAUGAAUAAUUUCAUUACAGAAAAAGUAAAGACAAGUUACUGGGAAAUACAGUCUUUUGGAAGUGGGCCUUCUCUGAAAAAGUGCAAAAUGGAUGUUAGCAGUGACUCAUGUGAAAGCUAUUGUUUUGAGCAUGUCAGGUAAACUUAACACUACAGAAAAGAAAACGGCGUAAGGCGAACAGGAGGACAUGAUAAGCAAACCAUAUCCUUGCUGGCAAACUAAUGUGAAACUAGUUCACGUGUGUCAGUAUUAGAACUGUGACGUUCCACCUCAGGAGGUACAGAUGCUACAUUUAAGCUUUGGGUUGCUAAAGAAUUGUAAUUUUAAAAUGAUCACGUCUUUUGAAGAAGUGGCACAUAAUUUUAGUGCAAAUGGAAAGUCCAGCCAUCCAUUCACUUCCGCUUAUCCUUUUCAGGGUCGCGGGGGCAAAUGGAAAGUGUUUCUUUAGAUAUCAGCAGAGAAGUUUUGAAAAAGCACAACAGCAUAUUGCACUUACUAGAUCCCCACAAGCACGUGCUAAAAUAAUAAUAACAAAGGAGCGCGUCGUAUCAGAUUUUUAUAAUCUGUCUGGAUCCUCCACCACAUUGCCAAGGUGCUCUACUGGAGGCUGUUUGAGUACAGCGAGCUCUCAUGUUCAAACAAACAGUUUGACAUGAUUUGCGCUUCAUGAUAGGGUCGAUUAUCUUGUUGGAAGCAUCAGAAGAUGGGUCGUAAAGGGAUAGACAGGUUUAGCAACAAUACUCAGGGCUGUCAUACAUACAAGGGCUUGUGUUCUGCUUAAAGCGUGCCAGGAAAAUACCUCUAAAACUAUCAUGUAUUAACUGUAACCCCAGUUUCUUAGCUGACAGCAGGUUCGAUGUGUUAUGCAUUCAGAGAUGCUCUUCUCCCUACCUUGACUGUAACAAGUGUUUAUUCGAGUCGCUGUUGUCUUCCUGUCAUUUCAAAGCAGUCUGAUCAUUCUCCUCUGAACUCAACAAGGCAUUUUCACUACUGUGCACAGUUUUCUUACCUGUUUGGAUCAUUCUUUAUGAACUGUAGAGAUAGUUGUGUGUAAAAAUAAACCAGCAGUUUCUGAAUUACUCAGACCAGCCUGUGCAAAGUCAAUGAAAUCACUGUACUUCCACAUUCUCACACUCAGUUUUCAGCAUCUCAUCCUGAAUAUGUCUACAUGUCCUAAUGAGCAGAGUUGCUGCGAUGUGAUUGGAUGAUCGUAGAUAUCCAACGAGCAGUCUGACAGGUGUACCUAAUGAAGCUGCCGCUGAGUGUACGCUUAAGAUGGGUUACAUUUAACAUAU
Messenger RNA from Maylandia zebra (zebra mbuna), 2533 nucleotides. It is a transcript of the gene slc35a3b, whose product is annotated as solute carrier family 35 member A3b. NCBI's taxonomy places the organism in Eukaryota, Metazoa, Chordata, Actinopteri, Cichliformes, Cichlidae. Gene Ontology annotation, molecular function: pyrimidine nucleotide-sugar transmembrane transporter activity. Gene Ontology annotation, biological process: pyrimidine nucleotide-sugar transmembrane transport. The record is from RefSeq and is a predicted model, not a curated record. Gene Ontology annotation, cellular component: Golgi membrane.